This is a messenger RNA of Prunus armeniaca (apricot), 2595 nucleotides long. The record is from the annotation of a GenBank genome assembly. NCBI's taxonomy places the organism in Eukaryota, Viridiplantae, Streptophyta, Magnoliopsida, Rosales, Rosaceae.
AUGGUGCCUUCUCGGGUGGCUGGAGGAUUAGCGCAAUCUUCAUCAAGUUCUGGAAUUUUCUUCCAAGGGGAUGGGCAGUCUCAGCUUGUAGUUAACUCUCACUUGAGCUCAUCUUUCGGGAACUCUUCUAAUUCCAUUCCUGGAACUGGGCGUUCAAAUCUGGGUCCGGUUUCUGGGGACAUGAAUAAUGCAGUUUUGAGCGGUGUGGCAAACUCAGGUCCAAGUGUUGGGGCAAGUUCUUUGGUCACAGAUGCGAACUCUGUACUUUCAGGCGGUCCCCAUUUGCAGAGAAGUGCAAGCAUCAAUACAGAGUCAUACUUACGCUUACCAGCCUCACCCAUGUCGUUCUCAUCCAACAACAUUAGCAUGUCAGGGUCAUCAAUUAUGGAUGGGUCUUCCGUAGUGCAACAAAAUUCUCAGCAUGAUCACAACUCUCAACAAAUCCAGCAGAAUCAGCAGCACCAGCACCCGCGGCAGCAAGGGGCUUCUAGUGCUACUUCAUUAGCCACGUCUCAAACUGGCCAGGUUUCCCUUCCCAUGGGGGCGCGAGUACCUGGAGCUUUUAUUCAGGAUCCAAAUAAUUUGGCUCACGUCCAGAAAAAACCCCGGUUGGAUAUCAAGCAGGAGGAUAUGUUGCAGCAGCAGGUGUUACAGCAGCUACUGCAAAGGCAGGAUCCCAUGCAGUUCCAAGGCCGAAAUCCACAAAUACAAGUCUUGCUUCAGCAGCAGAGAUUGCGGCAACAGCAUCAGAUUUUGCAGUCUAUGCCUCAACUGCAGAGAGCCCAGUUGCAGCAGCAGCAGCAGCAGCAACAACAACAACAACAACAACAUCAGUUGCAGUUGAGACAACUUCAACAACAAUCUUUGCAGCCAGUAUCUUCCGUUAAGCGCCCCUAUGAUGGUGGCGUUUGUGCUCGUAGACUGAUGCAAUAUCUAUAUCAUCAGCGGCAACGGCCUUCUGACAAUAGUAUUGCCUAUUGGAGGAAGUUUGUGACAGAGUAUUACUCGCCUCGUGCUAAGAAAAGAUGGUGUUUGUCAUUAUAUGAUAAUGUUGGGCAUCAUGCACUUGGCGUUUUCCCUCAGGCUGCUAUGGAUGCGUGGCAAUGCGACAUUUGCGGUUCUAAAUCUGGAAGGGGUUUUGAGGCAACCUUUGAAGUGCUCCCUAGACUUAAUGAGAUCAAAUUUGGUAGUGGAGUCAUCGAUGAACUUUUGUUUUUGGACUUGCCACGUGAAUGUAGAUUUCCUUCUGGUGUAAUGAUGUUGGAGUAUGGGAAAGCAGUUCAAGAGAGUGUAUACGAGCAACUUCGUGUUGUUCGGGAGGGUCAGCUUCGUAUAAUUUUUACGCAAGAUUUAAAGAUAUUGUCUUGGGAAUUCUGUGCACGGCGCCAUGAAGAACUUCUUCCUCGUAGGCUGGUUGCACCGCAGGUGAAUCAGUUGGUUCAAGUUGCUCAGAAAUGCCAAAGCACAAUUGCUGAAAGUGGAUCUGAUGGGAUAUCUCAGCAGGAUCUACAGACAAACAGCAAUAUGGUACUGACAGCUGGGCGGCAGCUUGCAAAGAGUUUGGAGUUGCAGUCAUUGAAUGAUUUGGGUUUUUCUAAAAGAUAUGUGAGGUGUUUGCAGAUCUCAGAGGUUGUCAAUAGCAUGAAAGACUUGAUUGACUUCUGCAGGGAGAACAAAGUUGGGCCUAUCGAGGGCUUGAAGGUCUAUCCUCGGCAUGCCACUGCAGCCAAGCUCCAGAUGCAAAAGAUGCAGGAAAUGGAGCAGUUAGCAAGUGCUCAGGGUAUGCCCACUGACAGGAACACUCUCAAUAAGCUAAUGGCAUUGCAUCCUGGGAUGAAUAACCAAAUCAAUAAUAACCAUCACAUGGUCAAUCGGGGAGCUAUGAGUGGUUCAGCACAAGCUGCUUUGCAACUGACUACUUACCAGAAUCUGCUCUUGAGGCAGAACUCAAUGAAUUCAAAUGCGAACUCUCUUCAACAGGAGGCAUCUUCUUCCUUCAAUAAUUCCAACCAUAGCCCAUCGUCAACAUUCCAAGGUGCUUCUGCUUUAAUCCCUGGAUCCAUGCAGAACUUACCCGGUAGUGGUUUGUCAAGUCCCCAUUUACCCUCGCGACAGCCGCACCAGAUGCAGCAGCGCUCACUAAGUUCUAAUAGCUUGCUACCACAAAACCAUUCACCUAGCUCCCAAGGAAACCAGGCCUUGCAGCAACAGGUGAUCCAGCAACUGCUACAGGAGAUGUCCAAUAACAGUGGGGGAGGUGGACAACAAUCUCUUUCUGGUCCAAAUGCAAAUGGGAGUGUGGGAAGGAGUGGAUUGAGUUUUGGAGGCAACAAUCCAGCGGCAACUCCAGCCACCUCCAAUGUCUCCGGAGGUCAUGGCCCUGCGCCAAGCAGGAGUAAUAGCUUCAAAGCUGCUGCAAACAGUGACUCUUCGGCAGGUGGUGGUAACAAUGCAUACAACCAGAGAGCAUCUGAUUUACCCUCAAACCUUCACUUGCAGGAGGAUAUGGUAUCGGACAUCGCCCAUGAAUUCACAGAAAACGGUUUUUUUAACAGCGAUCUAGACGAUAAUAUGGGCUAUGGCUGGAAGGCGUGA